CAAGACCAAAGAAAUGACCGAUGCAGUUACAAAUGUAACGACAUGGUUUAUGGAUGAGGUAACAGAUAUCCUCUAUCCAGCAAUGAUGGAAUAUGAAGAGAGAAAAAUAACCGAGAAAGAUAUGAGAGACAAGGAGGCCAGUGCCAAAAAGGGUGUCUGCACAGGCAGAAAGAUAACACCCGGCAGCUCACCAGGAUGUGGGAAGAAAGGGAGUAGAGGAAAAUUAACCUCACUUUUUUCUCAACACUCACCUGGCUUGUCUCCAGGUCUUGGCAGAGAGGUUUGGGAAGACAAUCUUCCUGAGCCUGAACCGGCAGCAGUGCCUCCUCGUCCGGCUAAUCAUCUCUCCCGUUUGCGCAGGGGGAGUGUGUGCAGGGCUGCUCAGCUUGAGCAUCCCAGGCAGACUUUCCAAGCUGAGCGAUUUCCCCGUGGCCAAAGGUACUUUCAAUACAACCUGACACAAAAAGAUGGCCAAUUAGAAACCCAUCUCAUUAGGGAAGAUAUUUCCUCUGAUGUCACACAAGAUCACCCUAAAACAGGCAUGCUUAGAAAGUUAUUCUCACCGAUCAAUGCCCAGGAAUGAGUGCUCAGUUCUGGGGAACAGGUCCAAAGGGAAGGGCAAAUGCCACGACAGGUUCAGGUCCCGGAGCUUGCAAACCCCCACUCAAGGGACAUCAGAAAGGUGUGUUACCAUGCAGGAGCUCUGGGGCUCAAUACUUCUCCAUCCCUCCAGACUCAUCAAGCCAAGGACAGUCCGGUCCGGCAUGACUCUACCCCAGCUCGGCAAAUAGCUUCCGAGAAAGCCCUGCUUGUCAUUAUGCAGGAAAAUAUUCCCUGAAGAGGAAGCACCACUGCCAAGAUACACCAUUAAGUCUCAGCCCUGGCACUCACCUGCCGGUAUCUAUGCCGAUGCCUUUUUCUACAAAACAUAUGAUGACCUCAUGAACAAACAUGUCCCUUCCCAAAACUUCCUUGCUCAGGACAGUGUUAUCCGUGGAAGCAAUCCUUCACGUUUCAGUACAGAGCUGGUCGAUUCGGUGUUAAGUAAGCUGUCCAGAUGUCAGGGCACAGCCCGGCAGCCUUCGGAGGAUCAGGGUCUCUUCCCUGACAUAGAUACCUUGACGGCCCAAAUUCUUCACUCCAGUUUGUCUGACCUUUGGUAUGAAAGUGCUCCUAAAGUCACAGCUGUUGAAAACAGGAAAAGCAAUAGGAGUGUGUCAGCAGAGGGGUUAAGUGUUUUGCGAAGGAGAGAAAUUACUGAUCACCAACGCUUAGCAAAAGCACCCCCUCCAGCUCAGUACAAACCUCUAGAGCCUGGGAAAAUGGAUGAGAAGCUUUUUGAGGAUGCUACCAAAAGCACCUCCCAAUGCCAAAGUCCCACACCAUCUACUCCAGAGGUCCGGCUCAGAUAAUUGGAAGAUAUAAUCAGCAGGCUUUUCUCUGAUCUUCUCCCUGCCGCCGCCAGCACAUCUUCCCCGAAAGAAAAGAAAACAGAGCUUGCAGGAUUUGACUUGCUUCCUCUGAAGGAAAUCAGAUAAGUGAUGGCAAAAAUCUCUGAAGAUGAUGACUCUUGUAGCCAGCACACUGACCAUCUGCAUGCCAGAGAGGAUGCUGUGAUCCAAACCACUGCUGAUUCAGUUUACGACAAGCUUUUGGCACCAUUUCAAUCUCAAGUCAGCAUGCAGAACUGCUUAAGAAAUGGGUGCCUGGUUCUUUCUGAAGCUCUUUGUGACUUGGUCUUCCAAGAGGUUUCCGCGAGUCCACUGCAGAGCUCUCUUUCUGGGGAAUCACCACUUCACCACCGUGCCGAAGCAGACAAUAUUGUUGGAGAUACACCUAGAGAUGUUUCUGAGCCUCUGGAGAACCCAAACACCGUACCAUCGGACCUGAGUAAAAUAGUUCCUCUUAUCAUCAAAAAACUAGCAGGAAAUCUGUCCGUGUUUUCAUCCCUCUUUCCCAUUGCGGAGAUGGAUGCAGAAAAGACUUUGUUGCUGAAGGAUGCAACUGCUGGCAGAAGCUCACGGCACCAGCGACAUUUAUCAAGGGCCGAAGUGAGCGCACUUGCUGAGAACUUGGACCAGGCUGUGGAAGAAGGCCUGUCCAGACAUCAAAUCAGCCUUGUGCCAGCUACAGGGGAAGAGCCACCGCGAUGUCCAGAGCAGGAAGGAGCACUUAUUCCUGGAGGCCGAAAGUACUACCUGAUUAUACCACAACAAUCUGGAUCUGAGCAAGACCUGUACAAUGACAUAACAGGUUUUGAUGCACAUCUUCCACAAGACGUGGUUACCGUCAUAAUUGAGGAACUCUCUGAUGGCCCCCUUUUACGGGUGGUGAGCAACCGACUGAGCCAAAGCAUGACAGACCCAGACAGGCUUGCCAAGCAGGCUCUUUCCCAUGAGUCUAUUAGUGCAGAGUCUAAGUCAUGGCAAGAUGAAGAGGCAGUCCCAGGUACAAGUGCAGACAAGACCCCAACAGGGACAGAGGAGUUAGCCACACUGAGAGCUCUUCAGCCCAAGGUGGACCUCCUCACACAACUGGCAGCUCACUACACUGAGGAUGAGGAGGGAGAAGAGAGGGUGGAAGAUGACCUCCUUGAAUCAGAGCAGCAGUGGGAGGAAGAAGAAGAGCUGCAGCUGAUCGAGGAGACCACUCCAGUCAAAUCCUCUCCGUAUUUGUGGAGCCCGCUGGGUUCAUUCAUGGACACUGAACCAUCAAGUUUGGCUGUUGGAGGACUCUCAGCAUCACUGGAAGCACACACAACACUUGAAAUUCCCUGCACAAACAUCCCCACUAACAGCCUGCACAAUGAAUCUGAAUUUGCACCUGAUCUGUGGGUGUGGAAGAACCAGCUCGUUCAUACAGCAUCCCCCACAUGUGCAUCGCUGUUAGGACAGCACAACGGGGCCCUUUCUUCCAGGCACUAG
Alligator mississippiensis (American alligator) is the source of this 2924-nucleotide messenger RNA. RefSeq names its product fibrous sheath-interacting protein 2-like. The coding region runs from base 1542 to 2924 and encodes 460 amino acids. NCBI's taxonomy places the organism in Eukaryota, Metazoa, Chordata, Crocodylia, Alligatoridae. The transcript is spliced from 3 exons. The record is from RefSeq and is a predicted model, not a curated record.